Morchella importuna is the source of this 318-nucleotide messenger RNA. RefSeq lists its product as uncharacterized. NCBI's taxonomy places the organism in Eukaryota, Fungi, Ascomycota, Pezizomycetes, Pezizales, Morchellaceae. The transcript is spliced from 5 exons. The record is from RefSeq and is a predicted model, not a curated record. The coding region runs from base 1 to 318 and encodes 105 amino acids.
AUGCGAUGCGUAAAGGGCUCUGGCACCAACCAGGGCGCGGUGAAAUACAAAGGGAAGACGGGGGCAAAAAAGACAUUAACUCGAAUACUAAACAUAAACUACUACUUAUACCUCUACUACCAAAUAAAUCUACUACUACAACAAUGCCUUUCACCUACUCAAAAGCUACCGGCGGCCGUCGUUUCGGGCUCGGCUUCUCUGCCAACAGACACGGCGUCAGGCCCAAUGCUAGGUUUAGCUGCUGCGGGUUCAACUGCUUCAGGUAGACGGCACAAUAUUGUCACGGAUAGAAACAUACACUCUUUUAACGGCGCGUAA